Molecule: messenger RNA, 3108 nt
Organism: Oncorhynchus masou masou (cherry salmon)
Lineage: Eukaryota; Metazoa; Chordata; Actinopteri; Salmoniformes; Salmonidae
Product: proline-rich protein 36-like
Exons: 5
Coding region: 1-3108 (1035 amino acids)
Source: RefSeq, a predicted model, not a curated record
AUGAACUCUCAUCCCUUCCUCAGCCCUCCUCUCGUCAGCCCUCCCCUCCUCAGCCUUCCCCUCCUCAGCCCCCUUGCCUCAGCCCUCCCUUCCUCAGCCCCCCUCCUCAGCGCUGCUCAGCCCUCCCCUCCUCAGCCUUCCCCUCCUCAGCCCCCUUGCCUCAGCCCUCCCUUCCUCAGCCCCCCCUCCUCAGCGCUGCUCAGCCCUCCCCUCCUCAGCGCUGCUCAGCCCCCCCAGCCCUCCUCUCCUCAGCCCCACCCGUCAGCCCCCCCCCUUCUCAGCCCUUCCCUCUUCAGCCCACAGCCCCCCCUUCCUCAGCGCUCCCUUCCUCAGUCCCCCUUCCUCAGCGCUGCUCAGCCCCCUUACUCAGCCCUCCUCUCCUCAGCUCCCACCCCUCAGCCCUCCCCUUCUCAGCCAUCCCCUCUUCAGCACUCCUCAGCCCUCCCCCUCCUCAGCCCUCCCCUCUUCAGCCCUCCCCUCCUCACCCUCCCCUCCUCAGCCCUCCCCUCUUCAGCACUCCUCAGCCCUCCCCUCCCCAGCCCUCCUCUCUUCAGCACUUCUCAGCCCUCCUCUCUACAGCUCUCCUCAGCCCUCCCCUCCUCAGCCCUCCCCACCUCAGUACUCCUCAGCACCCCCUCCUCAGCCCUCCCCUCGUCAGCCCUCCCCUCGUCAGCCCUCCCCUCCUCAGCCCCCCUCCUCAGCCCCCUCCUCAGCCCUCCCCUUGUCAGCCCUCCUCUCCUCAGCCUUCCCCUCCUCAGCACUCCUCAGCCCCCCCCCCUCUUCAGCCCCUUCCUAGAACCUGCCACACACAAAGAUGAGCGCUCAUCCCUUCUGCAGCCCUACCCUCCUCAGCCCCCACGCCUCCUCAGCCCCCCAGCUCUCCCCUCCUCAGCCCUCCCCUCCUCAGUCCUCAGCCCUCCUCAGUCCUCCCCUCGUCAGCCCUCCCCUCCCCCCCUCCUCAGCCCUCCCCUCGUCAGCCCCCCCUUCUCAGCCCUUCCCUCUUCAGCCCACAGCCCCCCCUUCCUCAGCGCUCCCUUCCUCAGUCCCCCUUCCUCAGCGCUGCUCAGCCCCCCUUACUCAGCCCUCCUCUCCUCAGCCCCCCCCUCCUCAGCCCUCCCCUUCUCAGCCAUCCCCUUUUCACCCUCCCCACCUCAGUACUCCUCAGCACCCCCUCCUCAGCCCUCUCCUCGUCAGCCCUCCCCUCGUCAGCCCUCCCUCCUCAGCCCCCCCCCUCAGCCCCCCUCCUCAGCCCUCCCCUUGUCAGCCCUCCUCUCCUCAGCCUUCCCCUCCUCAGCACUCCUCAGCCCCCCCCUCUUCAGCCCCUUCCUAGAACCUGCCACACACAAAGAUGAGCGCUCAUCCCUUCUGCAGCCCUCCCCCUCCUCAGCCCCCACGCCUCCUCAGCCCCCCCAGCUCUCCCCUCCUCAGCCCUCCCCUCCUCAGUCCUCAGCCCUCCUCAGUCCUCCCCUCGUCAGCCCUCCCCUCGUCAGUGCUUCUCAGCUCUUCCCUCCUCAGCGCUCCUCAGCCCUCCCCUCGUCACCCCCCCUCAGCCCCCCUCCUCAGCCCCUCCUCAGCCCUCCCCUCUUCAGCGAUCCUCACUCCUCCCCUACUCAGCCCUCCCCACCUCAGCCCUCCCCUCCUCAGCGCUCCUCAGCCCUCCCCACCUCAACCCUCCCCUCCUCACCCUCCCCUCCUCAGCCCCCCCCCUCCUCAGCCCUCCCCUCGUCAGCCCUCCCCUCCUCAGCCCCCUUCCUCAGCCCUCCCCUUGUCAGCCCUCCUCUCGUCAGCACUCCCCUCGUCAGCCCUCCCCUCCUCAGCCCUCCCCUCGUCAGCCCUCCCCUCCUCAGCCCCCACGCCUCCUCAGCCCCCCAGCUCUCCCCUCCUCAGCCCUCCCCUCCCCAGUCCUCAGCCCUCCUCAGCCCUCCCCUCCCCAGUCCUCAGCCCUCCUCAGUCCUCCCCUCGUCAGCCCUCCCUCGUCACCCCCCUCAGCCCCCCCCUCAGCCCCUCCUCAGCCCUCCCUUCUUCAGCGAUCCUCACUCCUCCCCUACUCAGCGCUCCUCAGCCAUCCCCACCUCAGCCCUCCCCACCUCAGCCCUCCCCUCCUCAGCGCUCCUCAGCCCUCCCCUCCACAGCGCUCCUCAGCCCUCCCCACCUCAGCCCUCCCCUCCUCAGCACUCCCCUACUCAGCGCUCCUCAGCCCUCCCCUCCACAGCGCUCCUCAGCCCUCCCCACCUCAGCCCUCCCCACCUCAGCCCUCCCCCUCAGCGCUCCUCAGCCCUCCCCACCUCAGUCCUUCCCUCCUCAGCGCUCCUCAGCCCCCUGUCAGCCCUCCCCUCCUCAGCCCUCCCCACCACAGCUCUUCCCAACCUCAGGACUCCUCAGCCCCCCCUCCCAGCCCUUCUCAACCCUCCCCUCCUCAGCUCUUCCCUCCUCAGCCCUCCCCACCUCAGCCCUCCCCACCUCAGCCCUCCCCUCCUCAGCGCUCCUCAGCCCCUCCCACUCCUCAGCCCUCCCCACCUCAGCGCUCCUCAGCCCUCCCCACCUCAGCCCUCCCCUCCUCAGUGCUCCUCAGCCCCCCCCUCCUCAGCGCUCCUCAGCCCUCCCCACCUCAGCGCUCCUCAGCCCUCCCCUCCUCAGCGCUCCCCAGCCCCCCCUCCUCAGCCCUCCCCACCUCAGCACUCCUCAGCCCUCCCCACCUCAGCGCUCCUCAGCCCUCCCCACCUCAGUCCUUCCCUCCUCAGCGCUCCUCAGCUCCCCCCAUCAGCCCUCCCCUCAUCUGCCCUCCUCAGCCCUCCCCACCUCAGCGCUCCCCAGCCCUCCCCUCCUCAGCGCUCCCCAGCCCCCCCCCCCCCCCCUCCUCAGCUCUCCCCUCCUCAGCACUCCUCAGCCCUCCCCACCUCAGCGCUCCUCAGCCCUCCCCACCUCAGCCCUCCCCUCCUCAGUGCUCCUCAGCCCCCCCCUCCUCAGCGCUCCUCAGCCCUCCCCACCUCAGCACUCCUCAGCCCCCUCCCUCCUCAGCGCUCCUCAGCCCCCUCCCUCCUCAGCGCUCCUCAGCCUUCCCCACCUCAGCACUCCUCAGCCCCCUCCCCCUCUUCAGCCCCUUCCUAG